AGAAGUGAGGGGAAGAAAUGGCAAUGACGACUGCAACAUUGAACGAUGGCAAGAUAAAUCGAUCCAAUACAAGCCCGCCGAGCUUGAGACUACAACUUAGAUUUAUCAAAACAAUCUAUCAAAACUUAACAAAUGUCUACUUCCUCUUGAUCGAACAAGGCGCCUCCACCUCGAUUGCCUCGACAAAGAAUGCAUUGACGAUACAAAUGAACAGCUUGAAAGCUCAAGUUAGAGGAGAUUUGAUUGACAAUGCUUCUUCAUCACGAUCUCAAACACCUUCCGGAUUGCGGUCCAAAUCAACUUCUGGUGGAUUAUCGGAUUUGCGCCCAGAACACAGUAAACGAGUCAAGGAUAUUCACCUCUUUGAGGCUUUAUUGCGUCCCAAUGUAGGUGUGAAAGGAUCAAUGGCAUCCACUUCUACUCAGAAUUCUUUCAUGCCAUCUUUAAAGCAAGCCAUUCAGGCCAUCGAAGUCAUCAAUGAGAUACUGAACGAGUUGAUGGAACGCGCAAAUGUGCAUGCAGCCAAUCAAGCUCGUAUUCGAACAUUGGUGGCCGAGAUCGAACAACGAGAUACAACUAUGGUACAAUCAAUAAGAAAGCUAGCAAGCCUACGUGAAAGCUGCCAUAGGCUUGUCAAGCUUGGUAAAGAAGAAGAAGAUUCGAUCAAACGUGCAGAGAGCAAACCGUUGGCAUAUGAUGAUAUUCUACAUUAUGCUAGAACAUUGUCACAAACUACUACUGCUCCUCCUGGCUUUAAGUUGCAACUUGAUGAAGAAGGUGAAAGAUCACAUGAUGCAGAUCCAGCCGGUGAUCAGCCGGCCAAGAAGAGAAAGUUAUUCCAGUUAGCCGGUGAUGAUGACGAUGAGGCAGAAGCAGGUAAGAAUGGGCAAAUCCCCUCACAUUUGCAAGACAAGCUACCUUUCCCAUCAAUUGAUGCGAUUCGAAGAGGUGCGAGUGUCAUUCGACCGCCAACAUGGGAUAUGUUCCAAAAGGGUAUCCUUCAAAUGGAUCAAGAAGAUGUUGAUGGUAAUCCAGAAACAAAUGGUCAAUUGCAAGAACAAGAAGCGCAAUACACUCGUCCUUCUGCCCCUACAUCUAAAUCACAGCCCAGGAAAGCACAACCAGUUGAAGAGGAAGAAGAUGGAUUUGGACUUGAUUUGAACUGA
This is a messenger RNA of Meira miltonrushii, 1166 nucleotides long. RefSeq lists its product as uncharacterized. Bases 18 to 1166 code for a protein of 382 amino acids. The transcript has a single exon. Gene Ontology annotation, biological process: regulation of transcription by RNA polymerase II. Lineage: Eukaryota; Fungi; Basidiomycota; Exobasidiomycetes; Exobasidiales; Brachybasidiaceae. The record is from RefSeq and is a predicted model, not a curated record. Gene Ontology annotation, molecular function: transcription coregulator activity. Gene Ontology annotation, cellular component: core mediator complex; mediator complex.